Molecule: messenger RNA, 1485 nt
Organism: Aspergillus bombycis
Lineage: Eukaryota; Fungi; Ascomycota; Eurotiomycetes; Eurotiales; Aspergillaceae
Product: GMC family oxidoreductase
Exons: 3
Coding region: 1-1485 (494 amino acids)
Molecular function (GO): oxidoreductase activity, acting on CH-OH group of donors; flavin adenine dinucleotide binding
Source: RefSeq, a predicted model, not a curated record
AUGGAAGAGGCAGACUAUGUUAUCGUCGGUGGCGGUACGGCAGCCCUGGUUGUUGCUUGUCGACUAUCGGAGAACCCAGAGACGCGCAUCGUCGUGCUGGAGCGCGGUGAAGAUGCAUCGAAUGACGCUCGCGUUCAGAAUCCACUCGGGUACGAGUCUCUGACCGGCAGCGAGAUGGAUUGGAACCUCAAGGUGGUUCCGCAGGCCGGAUUGAACGAUCGAGAAUUCAACCAGCCGGCGGGGAAGGCCCUGGGCGGGUCUUCGCUCAUCAAUGGUUGCAUCUUCCUGCCCCCGGCUGCAGCCGUUCUCAAUGCCUGGGAUUCGCUGGGUAACCCGGGCUGGAACUGGGAAACGCUGGCGCCCUAUUUUCAACGGGCUUAUACUUUGCAUCCUAGGACCGGGCGUCCCCCGCCUGAGAGAGCCGGCCCCAUCCAGGUGAGCUACCCAGCGUCUACGGAGAGGGCUGACACCACCCUGCUCGACGCAUGGAAGAAAACAUUCGAGGAACACGGUUAUGGCUACGCCGACGAAUUGGUGUCGGAGGGGCCAACCGUCGGUACGCGGCCGCAUACUGCGACCAUCGACCCAGUGUCCGGACAUCGCAGCAGCGCAGCGAGCGGAUACGGCGCCAUUCUUGCGUCUCGUGCGAACGUCCGCAUCGUCACCGGUGUCACCGUCACUCGUAUCCUUUUCGAUUCGUCUGCACCGAAUGGCAGUCCCACUGCCACGGGAGUAGAGGUCCAGGCCGAAGGCCGGGGGACCGUCCUCUUCAAACCCACCAAAGAGGUAAUUAUGGCUGCGGGCGUAUUCAACAACCCCAAGAUCCUCGAAUUGUCCGGGAUUGGGGACCAAGCUCGACUCCACAAGCUCGGCAUUUCACCACUCGUCCACCUGCCCGGGGUAGGAGAGAACCUUAUGAAUCACGCCAUGAGUGUCCUGACGGCCCCUGUGAAGGCGGAUGCGGACAUCCAGGAUAUCACCCCGGGCAUGAAAGCCAACGCCCUCAUCCGCCUUCCGCCCGCGGAAAUGCAAGAGAUUCUCGAUCGGGCCCGUGAGAACACAGACCACCCGGCCAUUGCAGAGAUCCUUGACGGGCCCAACGAGGCGUCUGCCUGCAUUGAUCCAAAGUACCUGACCAACCAGUCUGACCUCGAUUCGAUGGUUUGGCACGUUCAGUACUUGCAGAGAAUUCUCCACUCUCCCCGUCUCCAGCCCUUCGUCGAUGCGCCGCCGCCCCAGGACCGAGAGACGCUUGCUCAGCUGGUGCGCGAGGCCAUGGUCAUCCCAACGUCCCAUGCGUGCGGUACUACCGCGAUGCUUCCCCGCGAGAAAGGUGGCGUGGUCGCGCCGGAUCUGAAGGUCUACGGCGUCAGCAAUGUUCGGGUGGUCGAUGCAAGCGUCUUCCCCGUCAUUCCGCAGGCGAAUCCCAUUAGCACCGUGUAUACGGUGGCUGAACGGGCCGCGGAUUUGAUCCGAGCAUUCUGA